This is a messenger RNA of Vitis riparia (riverbank grape), 2221 nucleotides long. RefSeq names its product MDIS1-interacting receptor like kinase 2-like. Lineage: Eukaryota; Viridiplantae; Streptophyta; Magnoliopsida; Vitales; Vitaceae. The record is from RefSeq and is a predicted model, not a curated record. The transcript has a single exon. The coding region runs from base 293 to 1960 and encodes 555 amino acids. Gene Ontology annotation, molecular function: protein binding.
AUUUGUUCAGAUCAUGUUUCUUCUUAUUCUAAUGAAGAAACACAAGCUCUCCUCAAAUGGAAAGCUACCCUUCACAACCAUAACCAUUCUUCCCUCCUUUCGUGGACUCUUUAUCCUAACAACUUCACCAAUUCUUCUACCCACCAUGGAACGGCAACCAGUCCAUGCAAAUGGUAUGGGAUAUCCUGCAACCAUGCAGGGAGUGUCAUCAGAAUAAACCUCACAGAGUCCGGUUUAAGAGGUACGCUCCAAGCCUUCUCAUUUUCAUCUUUUCCGAAUCUUGCAUACGUUGAUGUCUGCAUCAACAACCUCUCUGGUCCUAUCCCACCCACCCCAAAUCGGUCUCCUCUCCAAGCUCAAAUACCUUGAUCUGUCCACCAACCAGUUCUCAGGAGGGAUUCCACCGGAAAUUGGCCUAUUAACUAACCUUGAGGUCCUGCACCUGGUUCAAAAUCAGCUCAAUGGUUCAAUUCCUCAUGAAAUAGGUCAGUUGUCGUCUCUUCAUGAGCUUGCUUUGUACACCAACCAACUGGAGGGUUCUAUUCCUGCUUCUUUGGGUAAUUUGAGGAACCUAGCCUCUUUGUAUCUCUAUGAAAAUCAACUUUCCGGUUCCAUUCCUCCAGAAAUGGGAAAUCUCACCAACCUUGUUGAGAUAUACUCGGAUACCAACAAUCUCACAGGUCUCAUCCCUUCCACUUUUGGAAACUUGAAACGUUUAACCAUGUUGUACCUAUUCAACAAUCAACUCUCCGGGCAUAUCCCACCAGAAAUAGGAAAUUUGAAAUCCCUGCAAGGUCUAAGCCUCUACGGAAACAAUCUUUCUGGUCCAAUCCCUGCGUCCUUAGGUGAUCUCAGUGGCCUAACCCUCCUGCAUCUCUAUGCCAAUCAACUUUCCGGCCCCAUUCCUCAAGAAAUAGGUAACUUGAAGUCUCUUGUUGAUCUAGAACUUUCAGAAAACCAACUCAAUGGUUCCAUUCCUACUUCACUGGGUAAUCUGACCAACUUAGAAAUUUUAUUCCUCCGUGAUAACCAUCUUUCUGGUUACUUUCCUAAAGAAAUUGGGAAACUUCAUAAGUUGGUUGUGCUAGAAAUCGAUACAAAUCGGCUGUCUGGCUCUUUACCAGAAGGCAUUUGCCAAGAUGGAUCUCUGGUGCGCUUUACAGUGAGCGACAACCUUCUCAGUGGUCCCAUCCCUAAAAGCAUGAAAAAUUGCAGAAACUUAACCAGAGCUCUGUUCGGGGGAAAUCAACUCACUGGAAAUAUAUCUGAGGUAGUUGGUGACUGUCCAAACCUGGAAUACAUCGAUUUGAGCUACAACAGGUUUCAUGGCGAACUCUCUCAUAACUGGGGAAGGUACCCACAACUACAAAGGCUGGAGAUGGCCGGUAACGAUAUUACAGGGAGCAUACCAGAAUAUUUUGGAAUCUCAACUAAUCUAACCUUGCUUGAUCUUUCUUCAAAUCAUUUGGUUGGGGAAAUCCCAAAGAAAAUGAGAAGUUUAACUUCUCUGAUGGAGCUAAAAUUAGAUGAUAACCAACUUUCUGGGAGUAUACCUCCCGAACUUGGAUCACUGUUCACUCUUGCCCAUCUCGAUCUAUCAGCAAACAGAUUGAAUGGGUCAAUAACAGAGAACUUGGGUGCCUGCUUGAACUUGCAUUACUUGAACCUGAGCAAUAACAAACUUAGCAACAGAAUUCCAGCUCAGAUGGGUAAGCUGAGUCACCUCUCCCAGUUAGAUUUGAGUCACAACUUGCUUUCAGGAGAAAUCCCACCACAAAUCGAAGGUUUGGAGAGCUUAGAGAACCUUAAUCUGUCCCAUAACAACCUCUCUGGUUUCAUCCCAAAGGCUUUUGAAGAAAUGCGUGGUUUGUCUGAUGUUGACAUAUCUUACAAUCAAUUGCAGGGUCCCAUUCCCAACAGCAAAGCAUUUCAAGAUUGUUCGUUUGCUCAGAAAAGUUAGUAAAAGAAAAGGAGUUAAAAUUCAAAAUCCAGGGUUUCUGAUCGAUUUUAUAUAUAUAUAUAUAUACACACACACACACAUACACGCUAGCAGAGUUGUGAUGAGCUUCCUGCAUUUCCCAUACCAAAUUCUUCACCCCCCAACAAGGGUCGGAAUAUGUUGAACCUUGGAUUUUCCAAAUCAUUAAAAACGCACCACAAUCAAUCAACUACACAUUUUUUGUUGAGAAAAAGUUGUUUGCUAGCUUUUGUCCUAGUCUUU